AAAUGGGACAACUCAGAUAUGGAUUUUUCCCUCCAAAGUUCGUCAAUUGUUUCUUAGCACUUCCGUAUACGCCGAGGAGAGGCGGAGUAAAACCCUAAAAAUCUAAACUUAGUUCACCACCCAUCGGCAAUCUCUCUCUCUACACAUAUAUAUCUGUGCAAUUUCCGGCGACGCCAUGGCUGGAUUUCCAAUCGAAGACGGAUUUCCGGCGGAGAGGUUGUUCAAGGAACGCUAUUCGUACACCUACGAUGACGUCAUCUUCCUCCCACACUACAUCGACUUCCCAGCCGACUCAGUCCAACUCGCCACCAAACUCACCCGCAACCUCAACCUCUCUAUCCCCUGCGUCGCUUCUCCCAUGGACACCGUCACCGAGUCGUCGAUGGCUGUUGCAAUGGCCGCUCUCGGCGGAAUCGGCAUCGUCCACUCCAACAACACUUCCUCCGAACAAGCCUCCUUGGUCCGACAUGCCAAAUCUCAUCGAAUCCCCUUCGUCUCCGAUCCAAUCUUCAUGUCACCGUCCGAUUCAAUCGAUUCCGCCGACGAUUUCGCUUCGUCACCGUUCAUUCUCGUCACCGAGUCGGGUACGAGGAAAUCCAAGUUGUUAGGCGUGGUCACGAAGUCUGAUUGGGAGGCCCUGAACGGUAAGGAAGCUAAGGUUUGUGAUUAUAUGUUAAAAUCACCUGUAACUGUACCGUCGAGCUAUGAUUUCGAGCAAGUUGCUACCUUUUUAGCGGCUAAGAAGCUCGAAUUCGUGCCGUUGGUGAGUGAAAAAGACGGGGAGGUGGUGGAUGUGGUGACUGCCGCCGACGUGGAAAGGAUCCGUGGGUUUCCUGCGGCGUUGGGGCUGCCGUCACUUGGAGCUGAUGGGAAGUUCAUGGUGGGGGCGGCGAUUGGGACGAGGGAAACGGAUAAGGAGAGGUUGGAGCAUUUGGUGAAGGCGGGUGCAAAUGUGGUGGUGUUGGAUAGUUCUCAAGGGAAUUCGAGUUACCAGAUUGAGAUGAUUAAGUACGUGAAGAAGACAUACCCCGAGUUGGAUGUGAUUGGUGGGAAUGUCGUGACAAUGGACCAGGCGCGGAAUUUGAUACAAGCCGGAGUUGAUGGGUUGAGAGUUGGGAUGGGGUCUGGGUCAAUUUGCACCACACAGGAGGUGUGUGCAGUGGGGCGAGGACAGGCGACUGCAGUUUACAAGGUUUCAUCCAUUGCUGGGCAAAGUGGUGUGCCUGUCAUUGCGGAUGGAGGCAUUUCAAACUCUGGACACAUUGUCAAGGCUUUGGUUCUUGGGGCGUCAACUGUAAUGAUGGGAAGCUUCUUAGCUGGAAGCAAUGAAGCUCCGGGAGCUUAUGAAUAUCAGGGGGGUCUCCGGAUCAAGAAAUACCGAGGAAUGGGCUCUCUAGAAGCAAUGACAAAAGGGAGCGACGUGCGAUACUUAGGUGAUAAAGCCAAGUUAAAGAUUGCUCAGGGAGUUGUUGGAGCAGUUGCAGAUAAAGGUUCUGUCUUGAAGUUUAUACCUUACACGAUGCAAGCAGUAAAACAGGGGCUCCAGGACCUUGGUUCUUCCUCCUUGCAAUCUGCUCAUGACCUGUUAGGUUCCGGGGUACUAAGGCUAGAGGUUCGUACCGGGGCGGCACAAGUUGAAGGCGGAGUGCAUGGGCUGGUUUCUUACGAAAAGAAAUAUUUCUAACAUCCCAAGCCCUUUGCAUUGAAUGCCACAACUGCUCUUCUGCUGGUACCCAAUCUAUUCGUAGUUCGAAUUUUUGGUUAAUAUGAUCAAAAUUAGCUGAAGUCCAUCACUGAGGCAAGGAACUUGCUAAUUUUAUCACGAGCUUAGGCAAAAUCCAUUAGUAUUUCAUGGAAAUCAAGAUUAUGCACCUCUAUAUAUCUCAAGUUUGUGGUUGCUGAUUAUAGGACCAUCUGUCUGGCCUUGUUACUUUUUGUUUGGAUGUACAAUAAAGCUGGGAAAGGAAUUGUAUUAAGUUAUAACUGAUUCUCAUGUUCUGUUUUGAUCUGAACUAUAAUAAUAUCUGAGAGUAAAAGUUAUCAA
Messenger RNA from Cornus florida, 2044 nucleotides. Its product is annotated as inosine-5'-monophosphate dehydrogenase. The record is from RefSeq and is a predicted model, not a curated record. The transcript is spliced from 4 exons. Gene Ontology annotation, molecular function: IMP dehydrogenase activity. Gene Ontology annotation, biological process: GTP biosynthetic process. NCBI's taxonomy places the organism in Eukaryota, Viridiplantae, Streptophyta, Magnoliopsida, Cornales, Cornaceae. The coding region runs from base 176 to 1684 and encodes 502 amino acids. Gene Ontology annotation, cellular component: cytoplasm.